AGGAACCAUGUUGGGCUACUUGCUCCUAGGAGUGGUUCUGUCCCAAGCCAGCUUAGCAACUGCCACAACUGGAGUGGUUCCGGCCUAUCAUGCCGCGGUUCCAGCUGCGAUUCCCGUGGCCACCAGUCACCAGUUUGUCACCCGUAACUGGAAUCGAGUUUAUGUGCCACCCACCACGGUGGCCACUUAUCCGAACACCUACGUUAAGUACAGCGGGGGAUAUCCCGCCUAUCCCACCUACACCUAUCCCUAUGCUUCCACCUAUCAGUACACAUAUCCCUACUACUAUCCCACAUAUAAUUAUGGAUAUGGCUACAAGGGUGUCUGGUGAUAGUUGUAUCGAAAAAGGGGGUAUUAUGUAUUGACCCCACCCAUAAGAUAUUGUGAUAAUAAUCAAUACCAAAAGUCAUUAUUUGUAUAUGCCAAUGGAAAUAUAUAAAACCUUUAUAUCAAA
This is a messenger RNA of Drosophila takahashii, 454 nucleotides long. RefSeq lists its product as uncharacterized. NCBI's taxonomy places the organism in Eukaryota, Metazoa, Arthropoda, Insecta, Diptera, Drosophilidae. The record is from RefSeq and is a predicted model, not a curated record.